This is a messenger RNA of Ceratitis capitata (Mediterranean fruit fly), 1767 nucleotides long. RefSeq names its product dnaJ homolog subfamily B member 12. Gene Ontology annotation, cellular component: endoplasmic reticulum membrane. Gene Ontology annotation, biological process: cellular response to misfolded protein. The record is from RefSeq and is a predicted model, not a curated record. The transcript is spliced from 7 exons. The coding region runs from base 291 to 1400 and encodes 369 amino acids. Gene Ontology annotation, molecular function: Hsp70 protein binding. Lineage: Eukaryota; Metazoa; Arthropoda; Insecta; Diptera; Tephritidae.
GUGUUGGGAACCCUCAAAAGUAAGUCAAAAGAUAAUAGAAAAACUGAUGUGGUGAUAAAACGAAAAUUUUUAUAGUUACAAAAAAUUUGGAAAGGAGAAACGUCGCAGGUACUUCGAAAUUAGCGUAAAGGGAUUUUGGGAUUGCUUGAAAUUUUCAAUCCGAGCCCUUAAUCGCUAGCACAACUUCGGUGCGAAUAGAGGCACCAAUCACAGGGGUGCAGUUCAACCAAAAUACAUACAUACAUACAUAUAUAAUAGAUUUUUUCAGUAUUUUAAUAAAAUAAACCAAUAUGGAUGGCAAUAAGGAUGAAGCUGCGCGCUGUAUUGAUAUAGCAGUGCAAGCCUUUGCCGAGGGUAAAAUGGAGAAAGCUGAGAAGUUUUUAUUAAAAGCGGAAAAACUUUUUCCCACAGAACGUGCUAAAGAACUAUUAUCGAAGGUAAAGACAGGCAACACAACAACUAGUGGCAGGACUGGCAACAAUGGAGGUACCAACGGUGCAGGAUAUUUUGAUUCGUCCCAUUCUGGAGAUGGUCCGCGUAAGCGUAAGAACUCUGACUCGCGUAAUGUGGAGCCUGAAUAUACUAAAGAACAAUUAGAAGCCGUGCGUAAAGUAAAAGGAUGCAAGGAUUACUACGAAAUUCUUAGCAUUACAAAGGAAGCUACGGAUUCUGAAAUAAAAAAAUCAUACAAAAAGUUAGCCUUGCUUUUGCAUCCCGACAAAAACAAAGCACCUGGCGCUUCCGAUGCUUUCAAAGCUGUCGGUAAUGCUGCGGCUAUACUCACAGAUGCUGAAAAACGCAAGCAAUAUGAUCUAUACGGCAUGAAUGAAACACACACCAGUGGUCAUGGUGUCCGCAGAGACACAUAUGAAUUUGGAUAUGCACGUGGAUUCCAGGCUGAAGUGAGUCCUGAAGAUUUGUUCAAUAUGUUCUUUGGUGGUGGUUUCGCUCAGCAAAAUAUCUAUAACCGGCAACCGAGACGUCGACCACAUCAACGAGACGAAGGCGAAAAUCAAAAUUCUUCGACGCUUAUCAACUUUUUGCCUAUUCUACUGUUAAUUGGAUUAUCAAUGAUAUCUUCAUUUUUCAUAACUGAUCCGAUUUAUAGUUUGUCACAAUCGCAAAAAUAUGCUGUAAAACGGGAAACCAAUCGUCUAAAAAUUCCAUACUAUGUGAAGCACAAUUUCCAUACUGAAUAUCAGGGAUCUGUGGGACGUUUGGAAGAAUCCGUGGAAGAGGACUUUAUAGAUCACUUAAAAUAUUCUUGUAGUCGUGAACGGAAUUACCGUGAUUCUAUGCUAGCUAAGGCACGUUCGUUUGGUGACCGCGAUCUUUUCCGCAAAGCGCAAAAUAUCAAUAUGCCCUCAUGCGACAAUCUACAAAACUAUUUAAAUACGUAGUUGACAUUAAAAUCUUCAUAAGCAUUGUGUUGUCUUUGUUAUUAUGUUUUUAAUGUUCAUUUCGCUAUUAAAAUAUAGUCAACGGAAUUAUGUGUGCGGGUAUGGCAAUACACAAAUGCAGCAACAAUAAUCCACGGAGCUAACCGUAAAAUGAUAGUUACAAAAAUAUAAAUAUUUUAUUCAAACAAAUUUUAAGCGAACAUUGCGCUAUUUUUCGGUUGUCUAUAAAAUACUAAACUAAAAAAUUUGAAGAUCCAUGAGUAUAUGAAAUAUAUAAACAUAAAUCUAAGCAUAAUAUAUCUAUAUAUAUUAACACUACUGUAUUUAUCGAUGUAAUUUACUCGAUCUGAAAAUAAAUGCAGUGGUC